Messenger RNA from Syngnathoides biaculeatus (alligator pipefish), 4998 nucleotides. It is a transcript of the gene alg6, whose product is annotated as ALG6 alpha-1,3-glucosyltransferase. Lineage: Eukaryota; Metazoa; Chordata; Actinopteri; Syngnathiformes; Syngnathidae. The transcript is spliced from 14 exons. The coding region runs from base 92 to 1603 and encodes 503 amino acids. Gene Ontology annotation, cellular component: endoplasmic reticulum membrane. The record is from RefSeq and is a predicted model, not a curated record. Gene Ontology annotation, molecular function: dolichyl pyrophosphate Man9GlcNAc2 alpha-1,3-glucosyltransferase activity. Gene Ontology annotation, biological process: protein N-linked glycosylation.
AGGAAAUGCACGCAAACUGGAAACGGUAUCAUUGAUUAGAUUCUUGCCACAUUUUAAUGACACAAAAAGCGAACUUUACUUCUUGGGAGUUAUGCAGACUUGGUGUCUCGCUGGAAUAUGUGUUUUGCUUGGCGUUGUCGUGAGAUGGGGCGUGUCGUUAAAUUCAUAUUCCGGAGCAGAAAAACCACCGAUGUUUGGGGACUAUGAAGCUCAGAGACACUGGCAAGAAAUCACCUACAAUCUUCCAGUACGUGAAUGGUACUUCAAUACGUCAGACAAUGACUUGAGUUACUGGGGUCUUGAUUAUCCUCCUUUGUCUGCAUAUCACAGCCUGAUCUGUGGGUGUAUUGCCCAGAUAAUAAACCUUGAAUGGGUUCAGCUUCACAAAUCCAGAGGAUUUGAAAGUACAACACACAAGUUAUUUAUGAGAACAACAGUGCUCGUUGCAGACAUCCUCAUAUACAUCCCUGCCAUAGUAAUAUAUUGUUUAUGGCUGAAUGAUGGAACUGUUAAAAGAAAGAUUUCCACUCUGCUCUGCUUUCUGAUCUAUCCAGGCCUACUACUUAUUGACUGUGGACAUUUCCAGUACAAUUGCGUGAGCUUGGGGUUUGCCCUGUGGGCUGUUCUGGCUCUAGGACAGGGCCAGUAUGCGCUGGGCUCUAUGGCCUUCUCCCUCGCCCUCAACUACAAACAGAUGGAGCUUUACCAUGCGCUACCCUUCUUCUGCUACCUCCUGGGAAAAUGUGUUGAAAUGGGCCUCAUGGGGCAAGGGUUAUUGGUGUUGCUGAGAGUCGCCGUGACGGUGUUGGUGACUUUUGCUUUCUGCUGGUUGCCCUUCCUGUCCGACCCCGCUCAGACCUUGCAGGUGCUCAGGAGAAUCUUUCCUGUGGCUCGAGGCCUGUUUGAGGAUAAGGUGGCCAACACUUGGUGCAGCUUGAACAUCUUCAUAAAGAUCAGAUCCAUUCUGUCCAGUGACUUCCAACUGUACCUAAGUGUGGCUUGCACUUUCUUGGCAGUCCUACCAUCCUGUAUCAGACUUUUGAUGAAACCUACUUUCUGGCAGUUUAAACUUGCCUUGGUCAACUCAUCUCUUGGGUUUUUCCUUUUCUCCUAUCAAGUCCAUGAAAAGUCAAUUCUCUUGGUUUCCUUGCCUGUCUGUCUCUUCUUGAAUGACCUUCCACUAAUGUCAGUUUGGUUCCUGCAAGUUUCUACAUUCAGCAUGCUGCCUCUGUUUCUGAAGGACGGUCUUCUGGUGCCAUAUGUUGUGACUUCGCUAGCCUUCCUCUUCUUCAGCAUCUCCUUGCUGUCACCAUUGGAGCACUGUUCAGAAGAAGAGCUUGCACUGAGAGCCUACCACAAACUCCUUUUUUCCAAAAUGGACCUGGCUUGGAUAGUGAAAUGGAAGUUCUACUUCAGCAUCUUGUCCAUGGCCUGUUUGAGCAUCGCAAGCGUCACUUUGUCUCCUCCAACUCAUUUGCCCGACUUGUUUCCUGUGAUCGUCUCUACUUUUUCUUUUUUGCAUUUCUUAGGGACAUUUCUGUACUUCAAUAUCGUCCAGUUUAGUGCAUUGCCAAGUAAAAAAAGACAAAAGAAGAACAAAUAAAUUCACCACAGGGAGGUAAAGAGUUAUUAACUCCGUAGAACCAGUGUUGCAUAAAGGUAUAAAUUUGUUUUCACUAUGCACGAGACCUUUUGCUCACUGCCAGUGUAUACCGAAAGCAAAUUAACAUCAUACAACGCAAUUGUUUAACAUCCACCCCGGUACUGCAAAAUUGUACUGCAGAGUAUAAUGAAAGAUUAUAAUUCUUUUCCCUUAUGAUGUAGCGAAAAAACGCUACCAAAAAAAAUGCAUCUUGGGAUGAUGUGUUGCAGUACCAUCCCAAACAUCUACGAAAACAGAAAUAGUAUUUUGUAUAGAGCUCAUGCAUGUGACAUCACCGUUUUCAUGCCGCCAUAUUGCCGAUCAAACAGCUGCUAGACAUUGUCGGAGACAUUGAACCGAAGCAGAAUAUUCACAAUGCGCGAGACCUGUUGUGCUGUUAGUUGUCACAACAGACGAGACAGAUAUUCAAAGAGAUCAUUCUAUGGAAUAUCAGCUGAAAAGACCAGAAAAUAUCGAUGGAUCUCGGCAAUUAAACAUGAUGAAUGGUGCCCAACCAAAAUACACACGCCUGUAUAGCAAUCGCUUCAUUUCAGCUAGGAAUUAUUGUUCUCAAUCUCAAAUAACCAAAAAGUAUUUAUAAUGCCAAGUUGACUCGUUUGAGUAUAAUGCGUAUUUAAAAAAAAAAAAAAAAACACCUUUCGCAGAGGUUUACCAAGGUUAAUGUGUGGCCGCAAUACGCUUCCAUGUCCUAAAUUUUUUUUUUCCCCAAUCAUAGUUAAUGAAAGCGAGUUUGUGUAAAACCAGGGGCCAUUUAUUUAAUUAUUGGUAUUUCUUUUGAGAAAAUCUAAGUGGGUCCAUCACUACGUGGGCUUUAUUCCUGAUUGAGAACAUAUCCAGCAACAAAGUAUCUGUAUGCAUCGAGACUUUUACACGCUUUCAAACUCUUCCGCGUAAAUUUAGACGAUUUACUCACCAGAUCCAUGUGUAUAUCCAGUUGUCCAAGACAAGUGGAAGCGAAUUAACAGUCCAAUGUCUUAUCGGCGAAAACAUCAUCUUCGGCAUUAAACAUAGGUCUUCUGUGCCAAGUGUCUCUAAUAUUUCCACGUACGGAGUUUAUUAUGACCUUCUAAAUUUUUAAUGGUAUCGGACAAAACUCUGGAUGUUGUGCUAUAAGACAUAUUUUCGUUUCGUCUCAACGGAAUUAACUUGCAACAAUGCUUUGACCGGCAAUGUGGUGACAUUACGUGAUUUUAUGAUGUAGGUGCACAAGCCCUAUAGAGUUUUUGUAUUAUCAUAAUUAUUAUAGUUGUUUUCUUGAGCUGCAGUAAAUGUGUUUGUGUACCUUUUUAUAUGGUGCUAUACAGCAUGGGUUAAAAUUACCAUAUUUGAAAAAUAUUUUUACACUGUAGAACUGUUAAAACAUAAAGUGGAACCUUAGUAAUACAUUCCGGGUUCUGGUUGAUCUCUGAUUUAUUCAAUAAAAGCAGUUUUUAACAUUUUAACCUCUUGAUCUCAUCUAAACUAUUAUUAAAUGAGAUUGCCUGGUGUCCUGAUGAUAUGUCUGACGCGUUCAUCAAAAUAUUUAAGGGUCAAGAAUUAUAACAUUUAAAACGUUUUUGCUGUUGUAAAAUUGGCUCAUUUUAGUAGCAGAUCUGUCCGAUGCAAUGCACCAAUCCUUACGGGGUCGCUGUUGAAACUGGGUUGCAUCAAACCAAAACCUGAUGUGCAGCUAGUGAUGUUAGUUAAUUAGUCCCACAGUAUUGUAACAGUGAGGUGGAAGUGAAGAACAACUUGCUCACAUGCAUGUUUUCAGAAAUUGCAGGAUUAAAGAUUUACUUGGUUUGCCAAAAAUGAGGAUUUUCUGAUAGAUUUCACAUCAAUUCUUUCCUGACAAUUGUAUCCAAUAUGUUCCCAAGAUAGUCUUAGUUUUGGUCCCUUUUGUUUUGGAGUAACUAGUCUUCUAACUGGACUCAAUGGAUGGUGCUCACUCCUUUCUUUUUUUCCACUGCAUUUUUUUUUAUUUUUACAUCUGCAAGUUAUUUUGUACAAAGGGAUUUCAAUCAGAAGACAAAAUAACACAGAAUGGCCCGUUUUAUUACCUUGUUAUAUUGUACAAUUCCAAGCAGUUACACAUAAAACAGUCAUUUUGCUAAACCACUACGAUGGGGAAGAGAGAGGCAAUUAGAGAAAAUGACUUCUCCAAAUGGUUUUAUUCAACAAAAUUAAAAAUGAAUUUCAAAUCCUCGAUAACAACGGGCCACCAAACAAGACGUGCACAUUUCACACAAAAUCACCAGCAAGACAGGCUCUUAAAAGAGAUGAUGGACGGUGACACAUCUGACUGAGCAUAAUGCUAUAAACUUGAAAUACCACAGAAAAAAGGUGUAUGCAAUUUUGUUCUCCAAUCUUUCUCUGAGUUAAUGACAUGGGCAUAAAAAAACCCAUUACAACUAUAAAUGUUAGCAGGUCAGUGAGAGGUGGUUGAACAUCAGAAGCUCAGAGCCAAGGGCCAAUAAUGGGCCCACAUGGGAUCUUAAGAUCCGGCUUUUUUUUUCUUUUUGGGAGCACAGAAGUGAUGGGGACCAAAUUGGAGCUGUAUAGUAACUGUUGUGUACAUGCUUGUUUUGGCUUUACUGAGCAGAUUUAUGUAGUUGACAAAAUCAAAGGAAACAGUGGAUUGCUUUUCCUCCUUUUUCCUCAUCUAAUGAGCACAAAUAUCAAAAAGUAUGUUUUUCAUAGCUCCAGUUUGAGUAAUGCUGGAAAAGAGUUAUUUAACCAUACAUUAUAUUUGUAAAGGCAAAAGCUGAUGUACACAAACUCUUAAAAGGUGAGUCUUUCCACUCAAUAGUUUAUCUUGAUUGGAAAAGAUUUCUUGUCCUAUCUUCUGCUUAUUUUUUCAGCACCACAUCAUCAUCAUUUUUGUUGAUAUAUUUUUCAUACAUGCAAACACCUUCCAAAUCAACAAGUUAUGUUGCCGUCCACUCACAAUGAGUCUGUCUCGUCAUACCACUUCAACCCCAUGUCAGCUUCUAUUCCCCCCACCCUCCAAAAAAAAAAACUCCAUUGCCUGAGAAGGAACUAGUAUUGAAUGGGAUACCAUAAUUUCUCAUGGAUAAUAACUAUCCCCCUCCCCCGAAAAAUUUGUCCCAAACAAAUGAUGCGCAUUAUACAUGGGAAUAGGAGAAAUGGGCUGGGGUGGGGACUCACAUUUCAUAAAUGUAUUCUGCCAUCUUACAGUUAUAGGAAAAGGGGGACACAUUUCAAUGUGCCAUUGCCACCUAGAGGUUGUGAGAGGGGUGGAGGCUGCACUUUCAUUCCAAUUUGACUGGUACAGUACAUAUGACUCCUUUUGUACAGUUGUGAUUUGUGUUGUGAGUGAGUUGUUUACAUACCCU